UCUGUUGUCUCAAAUGCUUCAGAGAUUGCAAUUGGGACUCUUGUCUUUGUUCUUCACACCCCCUCCAAAAUCAGGCGUCCGAAAUGAGGAGUCUCCUGCGCGCGCGCGCGCGCGCACACACACACACACACACACACACACACACGCAGGUCCGGCGGGGCCAGACGUCUGGGCGCGGGCAGCCUCUUGAUUCUUUUACAGUCUCGUCCCAUCCUGUCAGGCCUCCUCUCCCCUGACGACAAAAAGCCCAAUUGUUUCUCCUCAGGAUUUGAAACAGUCGUGUGAAGUUUGAAAAGUGCGCGGUCCCCCUUUUUACAGGCCACAAAGGGCUCACUGGUUUGUGGUCUCCACUAGAAAUUAGGGACAGGGGUGGAAGGUGUACGUAGAAAGAAAAAAGCUUAGGGCUUCUUUUGUUUUCCUCCUCUGUGUGGUGUUUUUUCUUUUUUUUUUUUUCUGUUUUUUAGCUUAUCUACACAAUUUCAUGCACCGUUUCCUGAUCCCCGACGCCCGCUACCUAUCCCUCCCCUUUUCCUGCUAGUUACGAAAGUUUUUCCUGCUGGCCGCUUCUGCGGCUACUCUCCCAGAAAACUGGUGGAGCCGGUGGCUGCGGCGCCUUUUCGCAAAGGAGCCGCUAGAUGGCACCCUUGCUCCACGUGAAACUCCCAGGAGCGGCGGCUCAGGAUGUCUGCGCUCCGCACCGCGCCUUGGUCGGCCCUGAAUCCAGGAACUGAGUGCUACCAAAAGUCAUGAAUAAUUUGCCCCCAAUAAAAAAAAUAGGGCUCUUUAUGGCCUUACCCCCAUUUUAUAGAUUUCAGUUAUAGUAGUGUUCCCCAUCUUCUCAAAUGGUCAAUUUCUGAAUUUUCCCCACGAGGAGGGCUUAGUGCUUCUCACCCAGUUGCUGUGUUCCGUGGGGCAACAAAUGCGUGAAAACGGGGAAUAAUAGUAAUAAUAGGAAUAAUGGGUCCAAAUCCAAAAGGAGAAUUGAUUCGAAAAAACGAGAUUUUCCGUGAAGGGAGGCGAAAGGAAUGUCCUCGGAUGCGGGUGAGCAGGUCAGGUGAGAGGGGCGAGUCGGCAAAAGAAGGUAGGAUGGAGAGGAAGCUGCCCUGAGGCGGGCUGCCCACCAGCUAGAGAGAAAAUCAAUCGCAUAAGCCAGCCCGAGACCCCCCAAUUUGUGUGGGGGAAUGGAGCCAUAGCUUUUGUGGGGAUUCGGAGGUGCUCGGAGCCGGCAGGGCGGCUUCGCAGGGGCGCAAGCUCUGGUGCCUUUGUAUGAGUCCGGGGCUGGGCUGGGCUCUCGCAGGGCGAUCUAGGCACGGGGCAGGGGCUCCCCAGGGCAGCGGGGUGCGGGAAAGCUCGGAUAUCGCCUCUGGAUGCUUUGCGCGGCCCCAAAGAAUGCGCGUUUUCCCAUGGGCGCGAAGGCGGGCGCGGCGUCAGGACGCUGGAGCUCGGUUCUCCCUGGGUUCCUCAGCUUCCAGGUGAGAGUUGCGGCUUCCGCGCGCCUUGGCCCUGGCCGCAGGCAAACCUGGGGGCGCCGGUCCUUUCCUCAUUGAGCAGUUGGAGGUCUGGACUCCAGGCACUUUCGUUUUGAGACCCGCACCCUGGUGACUGUCCACAGCCCCUUGCAUUCCAAAUCUCCUAUGUCCUCCCGGCCCCGCCGGAUCCCUGCCUUCCAUCCGACAAACCUGCGCCAGCAAUAGAUACACCCUCCCCUUCAAAAUCACCCCAGCUGCAACAUCUCCUCUCCCCCACCAGGACUCAGUGUAAGGAGGUAAGCGGAGUUUCUCCUCAACUUGAAUUUCUCUAAUAAAUCUGCCCUCCACUGGGUGUUUAUAAAUUGUCUCCUCGCUCUUUCUGGUCCCCCCCCCACUCCAUAAUAGAAACAUUUUCCUUCCAUCAGGAAUUUCUGGCACUGUGUAGAGAUGAUUUAGAACAAGCCAUUGAAUUUGUACCUCGCCGGUGAGUUUUCAAAUAAUGACCAUAAAAUCCUCUGCACUUGAUAAAAAUGUUUGCUUCGGCAACAACUUAACUCGGCCCUCCGUUGCCUCACGGUCCCCUCAGCCAGGCGCUGAAAAUUCAAAGCCCUGGUUCUCUCCACUCCUCCUUUCCUUUACCUCUCUCCCCCUUCUAGCCCCUCUCUCAUUCUCUGGGUUCACUUUUGAAGAACUAAAUGACCUCACUGGUAAGGUUCCCUUUGGAAAUGUGAGUUUCAUUUUUACAAAUGUUAGGGUGUAUGGGGUCCCCAAAAGGUGCCCGUGGAAAAACAAACCACUGUUUCCUGAAUAAACAAUGGAUUGAAUGUAUUUGUAAAGCCUCCACUUCUGUUGCUCAAAAUUUUCUUUCUUUCUCUCCUUCCUCUUCCUUACCAAUCUGCUGCUACAGGAGGCUAUUGGUUCUGACCCUCAGACUGAGGCCUUCUAAAGCCUGGCCACCAUCAUCGUGAGGCCCGGUAGGCAGGGAAUGCGGUGGCCACAGAGUGUGGCACCCAGUCAGCUUGUUCCAGCUUUCCGUGUUCAGGCCUCUGGUCCCCAGGUCUGCAGGGAGAGCCAGGUUUAACCAGUGGCUCCCCAAGGGGAAAGGAGAGAAAAUGGGGGACUUAGAAACCUUACUCUAUCUGAAUCCCACGCCGAAGUCAGUUUAAGUGGUGACUGGCUCAAAAGAUCUUGGGGACACUGAGGACUAAUAGAUGCCUCCCAAACACAUACUCUGCAGGCACUGCCUAGGGCGGCUGAGAGCAUAGGACAGCAGACACCAAGGCCAGGUGCCAGGGUCUGAUACCGAACCUUCUUUCCUUUUGAUGCGUUGAUGGGCUCAGUGGUGCCCUCUCACCCUAGGGCACUGCAGAAGGUGUGGGGGUCGGCCUGAGAAGGUUGGGAGCUGCUAAUAAUUGGGCUUGGCUACUGGGUCCUGAGGUGCAGUUGUGGGGUAGCCCAGUGGGGCUUCAUCCCUCUGAUGGCAUCAGGCCCUCUCCCCUCAUGCAAAGUCUGCCCUCAAAAGUGCUGACUGGGCUGAAGGGCCUUCGGGGAGACCCCCUUUUCAGCAAGCAGAGAUUGCACAAACCUGCAGAAUCGGCAGUGGCAGCUCGAACUUUGCUCUGUGCUUCAACCACUGCUCAUUAACCAGAAAGUUUCUUCUUCCCUGCCGUUCCCUUCUUAAGAUCUCCCAGAUCCCUGUUUCACAGAAAAUCUUUGCUUAUUUGUUUAAUGAGAGGAAGUUUUGUGACUGGCCAGGGCAGGGCACAGAGGGCAGGGCAGAGAGGGCAGGGCAGAGAGGGGACCUUUUGGGGGCUCCAGAGAAGGGGUGGGGGCAGGUGCUUGCCAGGACGGAAGGAGAUGAAAAUCUCAGAAAAGUCACCGUUUGUGCCGAAAAAAAUCCCCAUAAUCAUUCUCAUUUCGGCUUCGUCACCCCCACCGUGCUGCAGUCGGGCGGCGGGGGCGAUCGAAGCUGCAGUUUUAUAGCUGUAGAGGAAAGAACUCGUAAAAUGCUAACAGCUUUUAUGCGCUGCGGCAUAAACAACAACAGACUCCGGCUUUAUUGCGUUUUAUAGUUUGUUAAAGAGUUUACAGCCGUUUUUUGGGGGGCCGGUUACCCAGCCAAUUCCCUCCACACGAUAGUUAAACCUUUAUCAAUAAUAAGGAAAUUGAUCAUUAAAGCUUUAAAUAUGACUACCUCGUUUGUUUGAAAAUAUGUUUAGGAGAGGAAGCUGUAUGAUUUGAUAACUUGUAUUAAAAUACCAAUUACAUUUAUAGGACCUUUUAAAACUCGGCGCAAUUAAACCGUGUUCUUUUACAUUUUUCCGAAGCGACCCUGACAUUUAGAAAGACUCCAAUUGCCUCGUUAAAAUCGCGAAAUUAACAGCGUGCCUACGCCUGGUGCGUUGUGUAUGUGUGUGUGCGUGUUUUUUUCCGUGACUCCCCCACAUCAGUCUUUGGGGGUGGUCUGCGAAGCUCUCUCUCUCGCUCGCUCUCUCUCGCUCUCACCCUCGCUCUGCGUUCUGUCCGGGAGGAGUACGAAGAAGCCAAUAGGAUGCGGGGUCUCUAAUGGAUGCAAAUGAUCAUGAAAAGACAGUGCAAAAUAUGAAACAACUCAUUUGCAGGGAAGUAAAUCACCGAAAACUGUUUAUGAACUGGCAUCCCUUCUUCGAAAUGUAAAGCGAGGACCUCUUUAAGUGGCGCCCCCAACUACAGCCUCCGCCGCCGCCGCCGCCUCAAAAUUCAAUAAAAUGAGCUCUUAUUUCGUCAACUCACUGUUCUCCAAAUACAAAACCGGGGAGUCCCUGCGCCCCAAUUAUUAUGACUGCGGCUUCGCCCAGGACUUGGGCGGCCGACCCACCGUGGUGUACGGUCCCAGCAGCGGCGGCAGCUUCCAGCACCCUUCGCAAAUCCAGGAGUUCUACCACGGGCCGUCGUCGCUGUCCACGGCUCCCUACCAGCAGAACCCGUGCGCCGUGGCGUGCCACGGGGACCCCGGCAAUUUCUACGGCUACGACCCGCUGCAACGCCAGAGCCUAUUCGGUGCGCAGGAUCCAGACCUGGUGCAGUACGCAGACUGCAAGCUUGCCGCCGCCAGCGGCCUGGGCGAGGAGGCCGAGGGCUCCGAGCAGAGUCCGUCGCCCACACAGCUCUUCCCCUGGAUGCGCCCGCAAGCAGCCGCCGGACGCAGGCGAGGCCGACAGACCUACAGCCGCUACCAGACCCUGGAGCUGGAGAAGGAGUUCCUAUUUAAUCCCUAUCUGACUCGCAAGCGGCGAAUCGAGGUAUCGCACGCGCUGGGACUGACAGAGAGACAGGUCAAAAUCUGGUUCCAGAACCGGAGGAUGAAGUGGAAAAAAGAGAACAACAAAGACAAGUUCCCCAGUAGCAAAUGCGAGCAGGAGGAGCUGGAGAAACAGAAGCUGGAGCGGGCCCCAGAGGCGGCGGACGAGGGCGACGCGCAGAAGGGGGACAAGAAGUAGGCUCCAGCUGGGACUGCCAGGGCCGCGGCCGCCCGCACGUCCGCGGGUCCCGGCCGCGCAGCCGCCGCGCGCCCCUGCCCGAGAGAGCUCUCGCCCCGCUAGCGGGGCCAGGAGCCGGGCCUCCCACCGCAGCGUCCCCCGCCGCGCUAGUCCCCGCUAGUGGUAGUAUCUCGUAAUAGCUUCUGUGUGUGAGCUACCGUGGAUCUCCUUCCCUUCUCUUGGGGGCCGGGGGGAAAAGAAAAGGAUUUAAGCAAGGACUCCCUCGCCUUGUGAGGCUGAGCGGCCAAGGCCCGGCUGAGCCCCCCAUGCCCCUCCCCACCCCAUGUAAAAAGCCUCCUUGUGCAAUGGUCUUUUUUUCCUUUGAACGUGCUUCUUUGUAAUGACCGAGGUACCGAUUUCUGCUAAGUUCUCCCAACAACAUGAAACUGCCUAUUCACGCCGUAAUUCUGUCUCCCUUCUCUCUCUCUGUCUCUCUCUCUCUCUGUCUCUCUCUCUCUGUCUCUCUCUCUCUCUCUCUCUCUCUCUCUCUCGCUGCGUCCUCAUUUCCCCUCCCAAUCCUCUCUCCUCGCUGCACCCCCCAGCUCGCUGGCUUUCUCUCUGGCUUCUCUCUUUUCCUCUCCACCCACCCCCUUUGGUUUGACAAUUUUGUCUUAAGUGUUUCUCAAAAGAGGUUACUUUAGUUAGCAUGCGCGCUGUGGGCAAUUGUUACAAGUGUUCUUAGGUUUACUGUGAAGAGAAUGUAUCCUGUAUCCGUGAAUUGCUUUAUGGGGGGGAGGGAGGGCUAAUUAUAUAUUUUGUUGUUCCUCUAUACUUUGUUCUGUUGUCUGCGCCUGAAAAGGGCGGAAGAGUUACAAUAAAGUUUACAAGCGAGAACCCGA
Messenger RNA from Cercocebus atys (sooty mangabey), 5826 nucleotides. It is a transcript of the gene HOXB8, whose product is annotated as homeobox B8. Gene Ontology annotation, molecular function: DNA-binding transcription factor activity, RNA polymerase II-specific; RNA polymerase II transcription regulatory region sequence-specific DNA binding. The record is from RefSeq and is a predicted model, not a curated record. Bases 4217 to 4948 code for a protein of 243 amino acids. Lineage: Eukaryota; Metazoa; Chordata; Mammalia; Primates; Cercopithecidae. Gene Ontology annotation, biological process: regulation of transcription by RNA polymerase II. The transcript has 4 exons. Gene Ontology annotation, cellular component: nucleus.